CACAUCUCUUUGCUCUGCUUCCUCGUAUAUAUGUGCGUAAAAACAGUUUGGCAAGUAUAAAAAGAAAGCGAUAUGUACCGAUAGAAAACUAUCAACCAAUUUUUAUUCAACUUUUGAACAUAAACAUAAACACACAUACACAUUACUUUCUUUAAUUUUAAAACGCAACAUUUUUAUUUGAUAAUAUCUUAUCCACAUCAAUUUCGCAUCGACUACGGGGGCCAAUUACAAAGCACACACUAUUUUAUUUUUCUCGCUUAAUAAUGAGCACAGCAUCAGAAACCAUUUCCCUCGCAACCUCGCUGCCGGUGCAAACGACACAAAUUGCUGGGACAGAAGGCCACCAGCGAUUUCAGGAAACAAACCCUCCACAUGCAUCCAUCCUGGGCUUGGCAGUUGUAGCGAUUUUUGCUAUAUUUAUUGUCCGAAGACGCGACAAACUCACACGCAAUGCAAGCAUUGACGCCUCCAUGGCGCAAAUAGCAGAUAUUGAGCAGCAAAGAGGCACAGCAGCCGCACUUGGCCAUACAAACCUUGGCAUGCAUCACCAGCGGAUGCUGCGCAAAAGUCCGCUCAUAAAUGUAUUAAAUAAACCCGAGCUACGCAUGCUUCCAAAAAUGUCGUUCAGCGAGUACUCUGCAAAAAACACAGUGAGCAUAUCGACCGAUUGCUGUGUCAUAUGCUUAGAGCCAUUUUCGGCGGACAACGAGGUGCGCAAGCUGGCUUGUAAGCAUAUUUUCCACGCCGGGUGUAUCGACAAAUGGCUUCUCCGGCGGUCAUGCCGCUGCCCGCUGUGUAAUGCGGAUACUCGCGGGCUCUUGGGCUUGCCGCAGCUGCCAAGCUCGGUCAAGCUGGACAUUAUUUGAGUCCCACCACCAAUGCCUAACGCCCUUGUAAAUAUAUAAAUAUAAAUAGCUGUAUUUUAAGUAUUUAGAGCCUGGGCUUGGUGGCAAGCGCCGCAUCAAGCAUGCGGGCGGCAAC
This is a messenger RNA of Kickxella alabastrina, 981 nucleotides long. RefSeq lists its product as uncharacterized. The transcript has 2 exons. NCBI's taxonomy places the organism in Eukaryota, Fungi, Kickxellomycota, Kickxellomycetes, Kickxellales, Kickxellaceae. The coding region runs from base 264 to 866 and encodes 200 amino acids. The record is from RefSeq and is a predicted model, not a curated record.